Molecule: messenger RNA, 1835 nt
Organism: Phytophthora sojae
Lineage: Eukaryota; Oomycota; Peronosporomycetes; Peronosporales; Peronosporaceae
Exons: 2
Coding region: 45-1835 (596 amino acids)
Biological process (GO): branched-chain amino acid biosynthetic process
Molecular function (GO): dihydroxy-acid dehydratase activity
Source: RefSeq, a predicted model, not a curated record
GCUCGCAGCUCCCCAGCCCCAGAGCCUCUCGACCGCAAGACAAAAUGCUGAGCAAGACGAUGCUGCGCUCGGGCGCCUCCUCGCCGCUGCGCAAGACGCUGCUGCAGCGCGCGUUCGCCACGUCGGGCGGCGACUCGCCCAAGGCCGUCGACGGCGUGCGCAUCAACCGCUACAGCGCCACCGUGACGCAGCCCAAGGCGCGCGGCGCCUCGCAGGCCAUGCUGUACGCCACGGGCAUGACCGAGGAAGACAUGGACAAGCCGCAGGUGGGCAUCGCCUCCAUGUGGUGGGAGGGCAACCCGUGCAACAUGCACCUGCUGGACCUGGCGGGCGAGGUGAAGAAGGGCGUGAACGCCGCGGGCCUCGUGGGUCUGCGCUUCAACACGAUCGGCGUGAGCGACGGCAUCAGCAUGGGCACGGACGGCAUGAGCUACAGCCUGCAGUCGCGCGACCUGAUCGCCGACUCGAUCGAGACGGUCAUGGGCGGCCAGUGGUACGACGCGAACAUUUGCAUCCCCGGCUGCGACAAGAACAUGCCUGGGUGUGUGAUCGCCAUGGCGCGCGUGAACCGUCCGUCGCUGAUGGUGUACGGCGGCACCAUCCGUGCUGGCUGCAGCUCCAAGGGCGAGACGCUCGAUGUCGUCUCGGCUUUCCAGGCCUACGGCGAGUACAUUGCUGGCCGUAUCACUGAGGAAGAGCGCCAUGACAUCAUUCGCAACGCUUGCCCUGGAGCGGGUGCUUGCGGCGGCAUGUACACUGCCAACACGAUGGCUACGGCCAUUGAGACGCUGGGUCUGAGUCUGCCGUUCUCUUCCAGUUUCCCUGCUGACUCGCCCGAGAAGCAAAACGAGUGCGUCCACGCCGGUGAGGCGAUCAAGGUUCUGCUCGAGAAGGACAUCAAGCCGCUUGACAUCCUGAGCCGCGAGGCUUUCGAGAACGCCAUCACGGUCACCAUGGCUCUGGGUGGAUCCACCAACGCCGUGCUGCACCUGAUCGCUAUCGCUCGUGCCGCGAACAUCCCGCUUUCCAUCAACGACUUCGAGAGGAUCAGCGAGCGCGUGCCGUUCCUCGCCGACCUCAAGCCCAGUGGCAAGUUCGUGAUGGAGGACAUCCACCGCGUGGGUGGCACCCCCGCUGUCCUGAAGUACCUGUUGAACCAGGGCUUCAUCCACGGCGACUGCCUGACUGUGACGGGCAAGACGCUCGCGGAGAACCUCGAGCAGGUGCCCGAUCUCUCGGACAACCACGAGAUCAUCCACCCCGUGGACCGCCCGCUGAAGUCCAGCGGACACCUGCGCAUCCUGCGCGGUGACCUGGCCCCGGAGGGUUCGGUGGCUAAGAUCACCGGCAAGGAGGGUCUUGUCUUCACUGGUACGGCGAAGGUGUACGACUGCGAGGAGGACAUGAUGGCUGGUCUGGAGAACAACGAGAUCACGAAGGGAAGCGUUGUCAUCAUCCGCUACGAAGGCCCCAAGGGUGGCCCCGGCAUGCCGGAGAUGCUUGCCCCGACGUCUGCGAUCAUGGGCGCUGGCCUCGGCAAGGACGUUGCCAUGCUCACUGACGGCCGCUUCUCUGGCGGUUCGCACGGCUUCAUCAUCGGCCACAUCACGCCCGAGGCGCAGGUUGGUGGCCCCAUCGCUCUGGUGAAGAACGGCGACAAGAUCACGGUGGACGCGGAGAAGAACCGCAUCGACCUGGUGGACGUGACUGCUGAGGAGCUGGCGGAGCGCAAGAAGCAGUGGGUCGCUCCUCCUCUGAAGGCCACUCGCGGCACUCUGUACAAGUUCAUCAAGAACGUGAAGUCUGCCUCGGAGGGCUGCGUCACGGACGAGUAA